CUGGAUAAUUGCUGCCCUUAUUUGCUGUUUUUCUCCGCGAGCAAAUCAGUAAAGGAUCUCAGUUCUUUAGACAGUGGACAAGAGUGCAGGAUUAUUGUACUCUGAGGAAUACAAAGGUGGAUUUAUUCAAGGACACAGUGAGAAAUCCUGAGCCAAAAUGGGCAUGAAAAUUUGUGGACCGAAGCUGUCGGCUUGCUGCUCUGUGAUCAGUACAUGGGGAGUCAUCAUGCUGGUCCUAAUGGGUGUCUUCUUCCGAGUCAACUCUGUCGCGUUGUUUGAAGACCUCACACUUGAAAGCAACAAGACCCUCACGAGAGCAGAGCUUGAAGAGGCUUAUACUGAGGUUUCCAAUAACUGUUUCAUUGCUGCCGGUCUCUAUGUACUAUGGCUUUUCUUCUCCGUCUGGCAGAUGCAUGUCAACAGCAAGGAGCAAUAUAAUGUCAGCUAAAAACAGACACUCCUCUUGAAUAUGGUACUACCGCUAUCGGGUCACACUGACUGAUUUCUCGAUUAUUCGUCCAGAGAAAACAGCCAGUGUAGAAAAGGGGGCAGGGCAUGCAUUGAAGAUAAGGGAUGGAUUGAUGUUUUCUCUAGUCUGAUAAUAAGUGGAGAUUGUGUACAUCUAUAGGCACAUGUGUGUACCAAUAUAUUCAGUCAUGUCAUGUAUAAAUUCAGGUCUUUAUAACCAAGAAGAAAUUGGUCAUGCACCUGGGCCGACUUGUACUUGAAUUGGCACAUGUACAUGUACACGGGUCAGCGUCAUUCUAUACUGUACCUUUAGGAUCAUUGUCACAUCUAGCCAAAGACUGAAGAGUUACAUUCACAGUGAACAUACAGCAGACAGGCAGUCUGGUAGAUGGAAGACUGAAAAUUAUCCCUGUGCAGGCAGAUGAAGGCGAACAUGGAUGCAUAGGGGAACUUUAGGAAAGGCUGUCGUAUACUAGCACCUACCUGUCCAUGUAGAGUGUGUACUAAUAGAUUUCUGUCCACGUGAAGGGCAAUAUUUGUGCAGAAAGUUUUUCUACAUAUGUACAUGUGCAUAUCAAAAAAGUGUACUGUUUUGUUCACAAGGGUCAAUCUGUGUUUUUUUGUCUCCCCGUUACACCCGGCCCGAAUGAUUAGGCUUCGAAAAUUCCCCUGAAAUUAACAUCACAUUGCUUUCAUUUGAUUUGCAUGUAUUUUGCAUUAAUAACAUACAUAUGUAAUCAAUCUUGAAAAUUUAACAAUGUGAUUUAAAGUUAGAAAAUCAUAUGCCAGAUAUGACACAGAGGCAGAAAUAUUGGACCCCAAAUUUAUAGAAUUUCCCAGUUUAAUAGAGAUUUCUACAUCUGCAGCAAACUCUGCUGUAUUCUGGAUUGAAAGAUAGGUGUGAUUUGUUAUGCUCAAGUUAUGGUGAACUUAAAUAUGCAGUAUUACAAUGUAUGAGAAUACUGCUUAUGAUGGGUAAAGUGAAGUAAAAGUUCGCUAUAUGCCAGUGAUAUUAAAAAUAAAAAUACAUGUAUAUACAUGUAAAUUGAAAAUGGAGACUGUGUGGCGAUGUAAUAUACACGUAAUAUGUACAAAAUGUAAGCGUGAUCUAUAUGUGGUUGUAGGGGUAAUUGAGUUGAAAGUACAGUACAUGUAAAUGUAUACGUAAUGACCCUACAUGUACGUGUGCGUCCGUUAUUCGGUACGUGGAAUAUUGAAUCACGUGUGGUGCAGGUGAUAUAUUUUUUAGCGUAGGAUAACUUUCUUGAUAAAGGAAACAGAUACAACUGUUGGCUUUCUCUUGCUGUCUUGUGGAACUUGUAUUGACCAAUAGAAGGUUAGAUAUUUGUAUAUUGCAAUUUCAGAGGAUGAAAUUGUAUCCCUAAUCCUGUUUGAAUGAUUAAAGAGAAUCCAAUCAAAUUGCUCUACACUGUACAUCAGAAAACUGUAGCCAACACCUCCCGAAGAUGUGUGUAGUACUCCAGCCUCCAGGCCUUGAAGUUGGCCAUGAUCCAAUACUCAGAUCAGUCAUAUUGUCAGAACUGAUCCCAUCAUUCGUUGAUUAAAUACAGCGGCCCUGGAUGUAAAGUCUGUGAACAAUUUGAAGAUGUUCCGUUCGGCGUUAUCAUGUCAUCAGGAAAUGACCAAAUGUGUAGUCUGUCAUUUCCUACAUGUAUGACCGGUUUCAAAUCCUUUACCAUGGUCUACUAUUUUAAUUGUACACGCAUGUGGUUAGUUCGGGAAUGAUUCAUGAUUGUUGCUAAGACAGUUUGCCUGAAAAGAUUACAUUCACGUACAUGUACAGUACAUGUAAUGUACAUUUCUUUGACAAGCGUUACUCCACAUGUAUUUAUGUCAUAAAUUUUUGAUUUUUUUGAAGUUACAUGCAACACAACUGUGAGAAUUCAGUAUGCAUAUAGUGUAAUUCGACUGGCAGAAUUAGAAGCCAUUACUGCAGUAGCACAACGCUCGUGCACAGGUGGUACGCGCGC
This is a messenger RNA of Acanthaster planci (crown-of-thorns starfish), 2459 nucleotides long. Its product is annotated as ribonuclease kappa-B-like. Gene Ontology annotation, molecular function: RNA endonuclease activity. Gene Ontology annotation, biological process: nucleic acid metabolic process. NCBI's taxonomy places the organism in Eukaryota, Metazoa, Echinodermata, Asteroidea, Valvatida, Acanthasteridae. The record is from RefSeq and is a predicted model, not a curated record.